UUUUCGCCAAACUCUCAAGUCCCUCCAUUUUGUUGUAUGUUGUGUGCUGUUGGCAAGAGAAGUGCAAAAAAAACUGUGUCGUUUAUAACGAUAUUCUAGCAAUGGACGGUAUGGGAGAUGUUGCAGUUGGUGUGAAGAGAGGAUCAGAUGAGUUGAUGUCAACCAGUGUCUACAACAGUGGAUCUGAAAUGAGCAGUAUCAGUGAUGUUACAGCCAAUGGGAGCGACAGUAAAUCCAAUGGGAGCGACAGUAAAAAGCUGAGAGUGGAAGACCGGAUGGAGGCCCCUCCCUCUCGUGUGCUGCACAUCAGAAAACUGCCCAAUGAAACUUCAGAAUCGGAGGUCAUUGCCCUGGGGUUACCUUUCGGGAAGGUCACAAAUAUCCUGACGCUUAAGGGGAAAAACCAGGCUUUCUUGGAGCUGGGGACAGAGGAAGCAGCAAUAACCAUGAUCAACUACUACUCUACUGUGACACCGCAUGUUCGGAACGUCCCCGUAUUCAUCCAGUACUCCAACCACAAACAACUCAAAACAGAUAGUGGAAACCAGCGGGCCCAGGCCGUCCUGCAGGCGGUGUCAGCGGUCCAAGGAGGUGGUACUCCUACGUCAGGCUCCAUUGCGGAUCUAACCGCUGCAUCAAGCCCUGUGCUCAGAAUAAUCAUUGACAACAUGUUCUACCCAGUCACUCUGGAUGUGCUGCAGCAGAUCUUCUCAAAGUUCGGCACGGUCAUGAAGAUAAUCACAUUCACCAAGAACAAUCAGUUCCAGGCUCUGCUGCAGUUCAACGACCCACCGACCGCCCAGCAAGCCAAAAUAGCCCUGGAUGGUCAGAACAUCUACAACUCGUGCUGUACGCUCCGCAUCGACUACUCCAAGCUGGUCAACCUGAACGUCAAGUACAACAACGACAAGAGCCGUGACUACACCCGGCCAGAGCUCCCCGCCGGGGACGGACAGCCUGCCAUGGACCCCAACAUGGCUGCUGCCUUCCAAGGCAAGGACUCAAACUCUCUGCUCGGUGGCCUGAGCCCGCUGAAUGCUGCUGCAGCGGCGGCUGCUGCUGCAGGGAGGGUAGCUCUGUCUGGUCACUCUGGCUCCAGCGGCGUGCUCCUGGCCUCCAACCUCAACGAAGAGAUGGUUACGCCCCAAAGUCUGUUUACUCUCUUCGGGGUGUAUGGCGAUGCCCAGAGGGUGAAGAUCCUCUACAAUAAGAAAGACAGUGCUCUGAUACAGAUGGCUGAUGCCAACCAAGCCCAGCUAGCUAUGAGUCACCUGAAUGGGCAGAAGAUGCAUGGGAAAGCCAUCAGGGUGGCUCUGUCUAAGCACACCUCAGUGCAGCUGCCCAGAGAUGGACUGGAUGACCAGGGCCUCACCAAAGACUUCACUAACUCGCCCCUGCACCGCUUCAAGAAGCCCGGCUCCAAGAACUUUCAGAACAUUUUCCCUCCCACCACUACUCUUCACCUCUCCAACAUCCCAACGGACGUAACCGAGGAAGACCUCCGACUGCUGUUCUCCAACGCCGGGGGAACUGUGAACGCUUUCAAGUUCUUUCAGGAUCACAAAAUGGCGCUGCUCCAGAUGUCGACGGUGGAAGAGGCCAUCCAGGGUCUGAUCGACCUCCACAAUUACAACAUGGGUGACAACCAUCACCUGAGAGUCUCCUUCUCCAAAUCCACCAUCUAAACCGGCAUAACGAUCCUCCACAACAUCGCUUUCUGUUUUUUCCCUAGCAGAUUUUGGCUGGCAUUUGUUAACCCCGUUGACUCGUUCCAGACGCUUGAGGACCACAUUUUGACUUUAUUGUUUCAAAGUGUUAUCAGUCAUUCCUUCAGAGAGAACCAGAAACUCAAAUCGGGGAGAAGAAAUUGUUGUACUUCUAUGUUUUGAGGACAUUUUAAACCCCUUCACCUGAUUCCCGACCCCUGUGUUAGUCCCAUACCCCCUGACCCUGACCCCUGUGUUAACCCCCUGACCCCUGUGUUAACCCCCUGACCCCUGUGUUAACCCCCUGACCCCUGUGUUAACCCCCUGACCCCUGUGUUAACCCCCUGACCCCUGUGUUAACCCCCUGACCCCUGUGUUAACCCCCUGACCCCUGUGUUAACCCCCUGACCCCUGUGUUAACCCCCUGACCCCUGUGUUAACCCCAUACCCCCUGACCCCUGUGUUAACCCCAUACCCCCUGACCCCUGUGUUAACCCCCUGAUCCCUGUGUUAACCCCAUACCCCCUGACCCCUGUGUUAACCCCAUACCCCCUGACCCCCUGUGUUAACCCCAUACCCCCUGACCCCCUGUGUUAACCCCAUACCCCCUGACCCCUGUGUUAACCCCAUACCCCCUGACCCCUGUGUUAACCCCAUACCCCCUGACCCCUGUGUUAACCCCAUACCCCCUGAUCCUGACCCCUGUGUUAACCCCAUACCCCCUGAUCCUGACCCCUGUGUUAAUCCUAUAACCCAUUUGUAUGAUCAGCAAACUAUUUGCCUUUUCUACCUUCUCAUUACGAAGGGUGGAUGAAUGGACAUGGGCGCCUCUUUUGACUAUGAUUAGUUCUACAAGAUAUGUGCCUUACCAGACUAUCAAUUAUUUUUUACAUCCAAAUAUUGACAUGAAUCCCUGUCUGAUUUUGAGGCACAUUAAUUUUGAUGUGAAAUUUAACAUGAUUUGUCUCUUCUCCCGUGUCACUGUGUAGUUUGUAUGUUUCUGCCACCCAAGUUUUGCCUUUUUCAGUUGCUGUUCAAUUUGUGGAGGUUUUUUUUUCUCUCCUUUUUUUUGGUUAAAUUCACUGCGGUUGUUGUGGAGUGGGGAACAAUAUGAGAUUGAAGUUGAGUAUUUUAUUUUAGAUAAUUUAGACCACGUUGCUUGAACGCUUCUUGUAGACAAACAACGAACAAUACUGAUUUAACCCUAGUUUAUUUUCCCCGUUUUUUUUAUUUUAUUUAAUUUUUUUAGUUUACACAUUUUACUAAAAUAGUCUUAAUGUGCGAUUUAUAGGUUUUUACUUCCCUUGUUUUUCAUCACAUUCAUGUACACAUGGGUAAGAGGUGAGUGGUUUUCUAAGCUUCUACUGCCUGCUCUCUCUAGUUCUUGGAAUAAAACAUAUAUUUGUAAUACUUUACUAAUUUGAACUGCACUUAACUGUCACAAUAUCGUCAUUACACACGACACAAAGCAAAUGUCAUGACAAUAUUAGGACUGUUUUGUGACAUACAGUUUCAAAUAAAGUGAUACCAAAACUCCGCUGUUGCAUGUGUUGGAAGGAGGUUAGCGAACUAGAACCUGUUGUGACGUCAACGUGUUGCUGUUAGAGGAGGGACAACCCUGGUUGGGACCAAAGUUUGUGCCUUUUUUAGUCUUUUUCAUUUACAGUUGUAUCACAAAGGAAAUGAAUCAACAUUUGAAUGAACCUCUCUGAUAUACAAAAUAUAUCUGUGAGGAGAAAAAAAAAAUAAGAUAAGGUACAGGACCUGAUUCAUUAUCAACGACAUUAAUUCCUUAUACAGUUAUUUUAAGCAGACCUACAUAUAAUACCCGCUAUGGUUUGUAAGAGUCCCACAACCUCAAUUUGCUGGAUAAACGUAUCUAGAAAUGUAUGUUUUCAAGAGGGAAAAAGUCGCGUAUAUUUUCUAUAUUAGUUUAAUUUUUACAUCUCUGGAAAUGUAAGAUUCAGAUAUAGUUUGGAAGCGGCACAAUUAAAAUAAUUUUCUAACGGGAGAUUUGGUCGGACUUGUUUUAGAUGUUUCUCUUCUAUCGUGUGUGUGUUCUGCUUUUCCUCUGUAGCAUGUUCAAUAAACUUCUGUAGCUCUGUAUUCA
Salvelinus fontinalis (brook trout) is the source of this 3816-nucleotide messenger RNA. Its product is annotated as polypyrimidine tract-binding protein 2-like. Gene Ontology annotation, biological process: regulation of RNA splicing; mRNA processing. Gene Ontology annotation, molecular function: mRNA binding. NCBI's taxonomy places the organism in Eukaryota, Metazoa, Chordata, Actinopteri, Salmoniformes, Salmonidae. The transcript is spliced from 13 exons. The coding region runs from base 102 to 1685 and encodes 527 amino acids. The record is from RefSeq and is a predicted model, not a curated record. Gene Ontology annotation, cellular component: nucleus.